Messenger RNA from Brassica napus (rape), 1767 nucleotides. Its product is annotated as protein FANTASTIC FOUR 3. The record is from RefSeq and is a predicted model, not a curated record. Lineage: Eukaryota; Viridiplantae; Streptophyta; Magnoliopsida; Brassicales; Brassicaceae. The transcript has a single exon. Bases 827 to 1684 code for a protein of 285 amino acids.
UUUUUCGUAUGCGUUUUGUUUGCUUUUCUGUUUCUUUUUUUCAUUUAGAUUCUAUGUUAUUUUAUAAUAUUUCAAACUUAUCAGAAGAGGAGAUUCAGUUAUACUAAAACGUUUGAUAGAAAUACUGUCUUUCAAAAUGUAAACAUUAGGAAGAAAAAAAAUGUAAACAUUAAGAACCCAAAUGUUAACGCAAAUAUUUUAUUUUUCACUCGGAACUUUCCUUAUUCUCACUAUUUUUGUUUGUUUGUUUUUCAUUUUCCUGGUUAGUAGUCUCUUUCUGUCACAGAUCACAUGAAGGUCAGAAUAAUUCGGUUUUCCCAUUGCCUGAAUUAGUCAAAAACGAUGAUUAAAUCAGUUUCAUGGGACUAUGCUUUCCAAAUUGCUCCUUUUGCAAUCAAUUAAAGUCUCCCUUCAUAACAGUACAAAAGAAAGGAUAACAUUCAAAGUUUUUCAAAUUUAACCAUGUGCACUAUACAAUGACUUAUUUUCUCCUUUCACCUUUUAACACACACACACACACACACACAAGAUUCUUAUCUGCAUUGUGUGGCAUAAUUAUUUUUUAAAAGUUUUGCGUUAUACAAGUGGUAGUGUGGAAAAGCUCCUUACCAACCUCUCUAGUCCCUGCACAUUGCAUAGUCGCAUUUUCUCUUUCUUUUCUUUAUUUAUUCAAUUUUGGGACACUACAAAUUGGCAUCCUCUCCCUCUCAUUAUCCUUCAUUCUCAUUUCCAAACACCUCUCUACUUCUUUGUUUCGCAUCUCACAAAUAACCUCUCCUUUUCUAUCUCUAUCUCUCAACAGAUUUCAUCUACUCCUAAUAAGAAAAUGGGAACUGUUGUGUAUCAACAAGGGUUUCAGUCAUCUCAGCUUAAUGAGCCUUGGGCUUUAAGGCUUAGGCUAUCUUCACCAACCCCUCACUUCUCUCAACCCUUAGCCCUCAAGUCUCAUUUGCUUGACUCCUCUAAUGCAAAAGACACCCAAAACAGCAACGAUGACAAACCAGCUGCUUCCUCGGGUCCUGAUUCGAGUAGCUGGAGCUUUAUCCAGUCUCUAUCCUCUGGCUCCUCCUCCUCUCUCUCGAAGACGACUAGCUCUGAGAAAGAGAAGACUUAUGUUCAACGUCCUUCUUCUUCUAGAACUCUAAGCGACGAGAGCUUAGCAUUGUGUACUGAAAAUCUUGGAAGCGAAACUGGCUCUGAUGUUACUGACGUCGAAGAUCUGUUCUUGCUUUCUUUAUCUGAUAUGCAGACCAAGAAACUCGAGGUAACAACAACGGAGACAAGAACGUUGAAAAUUAAGAAAGGUUGCCCUAGUGAUCUCCCACCUCCGUUGACCAGUAUGAGAGGGUCUCAAUGCAUUCAAAUGAGACCACACCGUGAAGAUGGAAGAUUGGUCAUGACUGCCACAAAGGCACCGCCUCUUAACAGGUGCUUCCAAGCUGACCGAAGCAAUGGUCGUCUCCGACUCUCUAUCUUGAAAGACUCAGAUGAGAAUGUAGAAAACGAAGAAGUUAAGAUUGAGACGGAAGAAAACGAAGAACACCAGGAUGAGGACGAAGAAGACAAUGAAGUGAUGAUGUACAAGGAGAAUGUUCAAAUAUCAAGAAGAUGUAUUGAAGGCGAUCGGGAAAACAGGAGAUUGCUAAAUUGGGAAUCCUUCAGCAUUGCUACUUCCCAAAAAUAAGAUACUCCUUUGUUUUGCUCUGUUUUUCACAAUCAUUUAUUGUAAUCUUUUUUUCAAUUUUCAAUAGAAAUAUCGCCGUUUCC